GGAAUAAAAAAUAAAAAUCGAGGCCCCGUUGGGAAGUCACAUCUCCAGACAGUCCACCAGCUAAACUGAAAGUGUGAUGGCACCUUAGCAUCCUUCCAGGGCCGCGAGAUGACCACCCCCGGCGCCCUGCACGACCACAAGACAUGCCUGCACACCCCGGAGUCAGACUACUUAAUUGGAAAUGGAGUGCGUCAGCGGGGGAGCUUUCCAGACCAAGAAGAAAUUCCUCACUAUUUCAUUCGGCCAUUCAAGGACAAGGGAGGCACUCUGUCAUGGCUUGAGAGCUUUGUCCGAGAAGUGCGGUGGCUGUGCCAGCAGCGGGAGGCCCAGCAGACCCUGGUGCUGGUGGUGGUGAACCUGGCAGCCACACUCCUACUGGUGUCCUGGUGCCACGCCACCCGCAGCAUGGCUCUGAUGGCCUACACAUACCUGUCAUGGUUCAGCCUUCUAAGCUUGAUUACGUGUCUGGUGUAUGUAUGGGCGGAGGGACAGCAGGCGACAAGCUCCUUCACCUUUGGGUACCAGCGCUGUGAGGUGUUGGCAGUGUUUGCCUCGGUGAUGCUGUCGUUGCUCGGCGCCGUCAUCAUUGUGAAGGAAUGUAUUGAGCGCUUCAUCCAGCCCGAGGCGGUGCAGACAGGCAUGCUGAGUAUUGGAGGUGUAUUGGGCCUCUUCCUGCACCUUGGGAUGACCUCACUCUCACGCAACCCCCCACUAGCACAGGUCCUGCGUGCCUCCCAGUCCUCCCUCCUGCAGGAACAUGUAGCUGACAUGUGCCACAGCCUCUGCAACUACAUUCCAUCUCUGACAAGGAUCCUGCUGCCCAGAGUUGAUCCCUUGGUCCUCAUAUCAAUCACAGGAUUUCUUGCAAUUCUGGCAGACCAUCUCAUCCUCCAGAUAUACAACUACCAGCAGGCUGACAAUGUGGCAGCGCUUGUCAUUGCACUGCUCACCAUCGCCACCAUGUUUCCUCUGUGCUUGUGCUCAGCCACCAUACUCCUCCAGACCACACCACCAAGCACCUUCACCCAGCUGGACAAGUGCUUGCGGGAGGCUCUCACCCUGGAUGGCGUCCUUGAGUUCCGCCACGAGAAGUUCUGGGCGCUGGGAGUGGAGGAUCCGUCACACAGGACCACCGCCAACAGGCACCCCAGUGGGUUCAUGCUCACUGGCAGCCUCCAUGUCAGGAUUCGCCGCGACGCCAAUGAGCAGAAGGUGUUGGCGCACGUGAGGGAGCGCUUGUCCCCUCUGGUGCCACUCCUGACAGUGCAGGUCUUCAAGGAUGACUGGACACGCAGCGCCACCACUCUGCAGCUCCUGAACGACUCAGCCCGUGCCCUUGCCACCUCGCCCUCACACUCCCCUCACUAUGUCAAUGUCACCUAUCCCCAAGUGUACAGUCCUCUCAAGCCCACUGCUGUCAACUUGCCCCUAACACCCUCCCCAUUCCUGCCCCCACGACCACAGCCCUACCACACCCCCUCGCCCCAGGUGGAAGGCUCCUCAAGGACACCCUUCACUGAUGUCAACAGAGCCUUCAUGGAAGACAGAUCUAGCUGCAGUCACAGUGGCUACAGUCAAGUGAAUGAGAAUGUUGCACCUCAGGAACCUUCAGAGUCUCACAUGCACAGAAUCUCUGGUGGGUGGAGCAGGGGAGUCCCCAGGGAGUCUGCCGUCAAGCCCCAGACAUGGAUGGUUGGGAAGGAGCCGCACAUUCCCAGAGAAGGCCACUCACCCAAGCCUUCUCCACACUAUGUCAAUGUGGAUUUCUCUGCCAGGUCAGGAAUUUUGCAGAAUGUUGCAGGAACACCUGUCAGUAAUUGCAAUAGCUCCCAUCAUGUUCCAAGAUAAUGUUAAGUAGAGGGUUAGUCACACCCCACUAAGACUAAUGAGAUUAGAAGUUAUGUCGAGGGCCUGCGAUUGCUCUCUUAUUUAUUGCCUGAACAAAUAUACCUGUUCAUUCUCCAUCAGCAUCAUGUAGUGUAUGGUAAAUGCUAUAAUAGGCAGCUGGCAUUUGCUUCAUGGUAGUGUUUGCAGGUGUGUGUGUGUGUGUGUGUGUGUCAGUGAGAGAAAGUUAACUUAUAUUUUUCUAAUAACAAACUUUGGUAAGAUAGAUUUACACACACGAAGAGGUGUCUGUCAGACAGACAGGGGAAGGGACGGCAUUUGCCUUGUCUCUUUGUCACUGUUCAAUAUUUUUGCAUAAUCUUAAGUGUGAGAGGGGGAUGAGACUUGCUGGUGCUAGUUCUGUUUUUGAGGUUGUGUCUCAAACACAUCUCCUAAACAGUAUGCUUUCUAUCUCACCAUGGAAGGAUCCACAUACUGUUGCUUAGAGUUACAUUGACAUUGUGAAAGUGCUUUAUUUAAGAUAUACUGGGGAGACGUACAGUCUUGUCGCCAAUUGUGAUUUUAGUCAUCCACUCAGAAAUUCAUGAAAUAAGAUCAUACAGAUCAUAUGAUACACAUACAUACAAAUGUUACAUAUGUAUAUAUUCUUGUGUGCUUGUUUUGUAUGUAGUCACAUUAGUUAUUGUGAAAAUUAACAACUUGACAAUUUAAUUCUUCCUACACAAGUUUGUACUGUUUAAUGUUUCCAGUGUUAGGGAGACAGUGUACUGGAGUGACUUUGAAUACAAUGUUGUCACCUAGGAUGGAACGUGAAGGCAGUGAAAGUGUGCAUGGAAGCACUGCUGCAACUAAAGGUGAAGAAAUGAAUAGUUUAAUGGUUGAACUGAUCAAACACAACACCUUCAUAUAGUUUGGUUGUGUGGAGAGGACAGGAGGCAGUGAGAUGAAAAGGAGGACAUGUACAAAGGAGGAAUGGUUGCUGUGGAUGUGUGGAGUGAGAGGAUGAGGAGAAUGGAGUACGUAAGUGUGGAGUGUGAGAAGAGAAACAAAUGGAAUUUCUUUUGUGAUUACUUGAGGGAGUUCCAAGGAAUGGGUGCCAGAUUAGACUAACCUAGCUGGUGAGAUUGGCCCACAUUCACUCAGUACCAUAACUCCAUAGAAUAAGCUACUUUCUCAUACAAUUCUUACAUCUAUAUUUUAAAUGUUUUUUCUUUCAUUUAGACUUUUAAAGGCCACGGAGAUUUUAACUUGGGUUUUCAUAAGUGUUUUUCCCAUUCAUGAUGCAGAAUUUUUAUUAACCUAUAAAUAGAACCAUGGAAACACCCUUGAAACACCCCAUUAACUUUUGCAACAUUUCUUGAAAGAAGUCUACAGAAGAUGUUGAAAUGUUUGAGUUACACAUCAAUUAAAUGCUGUCUAGGGAGAAAAUGUUCGCUUGGUAAACACCACCACCUCCAUCUCCUCAAGCACACAAUGAUGCAGUGCUUUCAUCCCCUAACAUAGACCAUACACCUCAAAACAUACAAGGAAAAGCGUUGAUAAUCUUGGUCAGGAUGAUAAUGUCCCGGAGUUCUGCUGUCAGAACUGGUCUAUCUGGGGCUUGUUUCCUGGUGAUUCCCUCUCAUAACAACCCUUUAGAUCAGUUUCUGUUUGUAUGAUGCUCCCAUGAGGGCCAUUACACUGCUUACCUUGAGUCAGUGCAAGGAAGGAGGUGAGGCUUAGGAGUCGAGUCAACCUGUAUUUACCUGGGGCUAUUCCUGUGCCUGUCACUUUGAAGAGAAUCAAGGCCUUUAGCAUCGCCUGCUUCUCAUAUUAUGGAACUGUCCAGCUGUAGAAGUGAUGUGAUGAUAUAAUAGGUUAUUGAAGCAUCUAUAAUGUCUAUAAUCUAAUCUCAAUAACUAUUAUUUAUAACAUCAGUUCUUCCUUAUAAUCAUGUAAUAACACAGUUGCUGUUCCAUGUGUCACUUGUAUUUCUCAGCAUUUAUUGUAUGUUUUAAUUGUUCCAAGCUGAAGUAACCUCUCCCUGUGUCAUCCCAACACCGCACUACCUCUCACAUGUAGCCUUACCACCAUGCAAUACCUUGACUCACCUGUCCACUUAGUACUAGAUGUUUUGUUGUUAUUUCACCAUUUUGUAACCAUCCUCUACAGCCUCCUACCAUAACGAUGUCCAUCUAUUUAUUUUGUAAUUAACAACAGCCUUUGUAUGCCCUCCACUGAUCUCUCUUAAGUAAGCUUUUUCCAUUCCUUUAGGCUCAUCUCAUCAAUGUGACUGAAUACACUGCAUGUUUCUGUGUUUACCUUCCCUCCUAAACACAGCUCUUCCCCUUCAUUCUCCUUAACACAGCAGUCAUGUCAUUUACCUGCUUGAACACACUUCCCUCUCCUGCUCCUUCUCCCAUCUUCCAGCAUCUCAUGACAUUGAGUUAAGGAGUCAGCCCUGCACAGUAUGUGUUUCUUUGUGUAAAAUGCCUCUUUUUGUUAUGUGUAUGAUCAUAUUUCAUAAGACAUGAGGUUGAAAAUAAGGUAUGUGUGCUUCUGUUAGUAAUUUAAGUUUAAAAGUGUAUUAAAGUAAGAUUUUGAAAGUGUAAUGAUUUGUUAUACAGACUGUACUGUACACUCUGUCGUAAGGCUGUAAUAAUUAUUUUUGUAUAUUGAGUCAUCUAGAACAGAGAAUUAUAUAAUUAGCAAAGUUAAGAAGAGUUUGACUUACAUACAUGAUCUCAGUGCAUUGGAACCAUGCUGACCUCUGCCUCCAGGUUAUGUAUGUAAUGAGAGAAGAAACUUUUGUCAAAUUUUUAUGUGAAGAUUUAUAGAAUCUGUACCUAGGUAAUAUAUUGGUAUCCUUGGACAGAAAAUAUAUUGACAACUAAUA
Molecule: messenger RNA, 4720 nt
Organism: Scylla paramamosain (green mud crab)
Lineage: Eukaryota; Metazoa; Arthropoda; Malacostraca; Decapoda; Portunidae
Product: zinc transporter 6-like
Exons: 10
Coding region: 109-1848 (579 amino acids)
Biological process (GO): zinc ion transport; transmembrane transport
Cellular component (GO): Golgi apparatus; membrane
Molecular function (GO): monoatomic cation transmembrane transporter activity
Source: RefSeq, a predicted model, not a curated record